This is a messenger RNA of Lolium rigidum, 618 nucleotides long. RefSeq names its product protein FAR1-RELATED SEQUENCE 5-like. NCBI's taxonomy places the organism in Eukaryota, Viridiplantae, Streptophyta, Magnoliopsida, Poales, Poaceae. The transcript has 2 exons. The coding region runs from base 15 to 587 and encodes 190 amino acids. The record is from RefSeq and is a predicted model, not a curated record.
CCAAAUGUUCGUGUAUGCUUUUUGAGAACAAGGGAAUUGUGUGCCGCCAUGUCAUACGUGUCCUGAGGGGAGCAAAGAUAAAUGAACUUCCAAAUUUUUAUAUACUCAAAAGAUGGGAGAAGAUGUGCAAAAGAGAUAUUGUCUAUGAUGGAGAUGGAAAUCCACUUGAUGAUAAUCCCAUUGACUAUGUUGACAUGGAAACAAGACGAAAGAUCUCGGUAGCACGGAACAAAUUCGAAGAUCUCAUCCGACAUGCGAAAAACUCAAGUGGAGGACUGGACUUGCUCCAUUCGGGUCUGUGUGAUUUGGAAUCAACUAUUUCCCAGUCUACGCUUGCUGUAGCUCAUACUUCACAACAAGAACAAGAAUCAUUUGUUGGUAGCUCCUUCCCUACCCAAGUUGAUAUCCUAACACCUACCAAUAUCGACGCAAGAGGCACAUGCUCGAGAAUUAAGGGCCAUCGAGACAAGGAAAAGAAGGCACAGCCAAAGAAAAAAUUAGGUGUUACUGUACGGGUGCCACGCGUUUGCGGCACAUGCAAAGAACUUGUGCUACAUGACAGCCGUAAAUGUCCGAAGAAAAAAUGAAAAUGUUUAUCUUUUCAAGGUCCUUAAAUCA